Messenger RNA from Octodon degus (degu), 2941 nucleotides. Its product is annotated as inactive N-acetylated-alpha-linked acidic dipeptidase-like protein 2. The record is from RefSeq and is a predicted model, not a curated record. NCBI's taxonomy places the organism in Eukaryota, Metazoa, Chordata, Mammalia, Rodentia, Octodontidae. The transcript is spliced from 5 exons. Bases 196 to 711 code for a protein of 171 amino acids.
UUCAACUGUACCAGAAGAACUCAGUGCCCAGAAAACAAUAUCAGUUCCGUACAGAUACAAGGUGAUGCUGAUUAUUUCAUCAACUACCUUGGAGUUCCCACUGUGCAAUUUACUUAUGAGGACACCAGUGCAUUACAGGGUCCAAGUUUUCUCUCUGAGGCAGCUUUUCCUCAACAUGCAAUAAAAAUUGAAGAGAUGGAUCCUUUCUUCAGUCUUCAUCAGUCCAUUGCCACGCUCUCAGGAGAAGUGAUUUUGCAAAUUGCCAACGAACCAGUUCUGCCCUUUAAUGCUCUCGAUAUAGCUUUAGAAGUUCAAAACAGCCUUAAAGGUGAUCAACUCAAUGCACAUCACCUGCUGGCUGUGGCAUCACGCCUGAGGGAGAGCGCUGAACUCUUUCAGUCAGAUGAGAUGAGACCUGCCAACGAUCCCAAGGAACGAGCCCCUGUCCGUGUCCGAAUGCUGAAUGACAUCCUCCAGGACAUGGAGAAGAGCUUUGUGGUGCAGCGGGUGCCACCAGGAUUUUACAGAAAUAUCCUCUACCACAUGGAUGAGAAGACGAACCAGUUUUCAAUACUUGUGGAGGCAGGGGAGCACCACCACUCUCUCGCAUCGAAUGAGACCCUUCAAGGAGCCCUGUCAGAGGUUCUGAACAGCAUUAAUUCAGCUCAGGUUUACUUCAAAGCAGGACUUGAAGUCUUCCAGAGUGUCUGAGUUGCAGAGAACUAAGAAUACUCUCAGCAUUUUAAAAAUGUUUGUUUACAAUUCUAUAAGCAAAAGCUAAUUUGACCAUAUUUUUCUGAAAUUGAGGACUUUUUUUCCUCUGGCUUUUCAACAAGUUUAAAGAUAUAUUACAUGGUCUUUUUCAUGUAAUUGAAAGAACAUUUUGCACAUCAAAUAUUGUUCAUAUAUCUACAUUUUUGAAUAUGUAAAAGCAAGUUAUUGAAAUAAUACUUAAGAUUUAUCUACUAAGAGAAAUCUGCUGUAUUUUUAUAUAUAAAGUAUUUUGGGAGAAAAUUUCCAUAAAUUUCUGGACACCUUCUCUCCUAUGGACAGAAUAUGUAGGAAUGCAAAGUUAUCUUCUUUUACAGAGCUGUUAAUGACCGAGUUUCUAUAAUAGAAAUGGAGAGUUGGUAGUUUCUGAUUAACUUCUCUAAUAGGUGUUCAAUAUGAAGAAUUCAAGUAUUCUGAUGGAAGUAAUUGGUUACCCACAACCACUUUGAAUGUUCUAUUUUAUGAAAUGAAGUUCCUCUUCUUAACACAACUAGAUGUAGUAACGCACUGGUUACGAAAUUGUAUUUUUUAAGUAUUAAUGAAAAAAAGAGCCAUAAACAUUCCAGGGGAAAUUCUCAAGGUAGCUGCAUAAAGCAAUUUAAAUGCAAAUUUUUUCCUAACAAGUUAUAAGGUGACUAGCUUUGAUACCCCUAAUUUGCUCCAGUUGAUUUUAUAAGAAUUUCAGAUGUGAUAGAUGUCUUACAAAGGAGAAAACAUUUCUUUUUUUCUUUCCCUGUGGUUUCUGCUAGAACCACUGAAACAGAGGCUACUCUAAAAUGAAAGCAGCUCACAUGACUUUUCCUUCCCGAAUCUUUUCUGCAACUCUGCUGUAAGGCAGUUUUCACAGAAUACUAUAUAAUUUCCACAGAAAAUAGCCAAGUUUCCCUUUGAAAACCCAAAAUAUCAUAAAAAGCAUUAAAAUGCUUUUAUGCUGCUGACAGAAAGACCUUACUCUGAAGGAAAUACUUAUUUUUGUCAAUGAAAAAAACUGUAAAUCUGUGGAGUGUGUUUGAUUUUUUUUUUUUUGUCUUUAUGCUUAAUUGCAGCUAAGGGGAGAUACAGAACAUAUUCAUGCUUCUAAUUCUAUAAAGACAAUAUAGAGUUCUUCAGUAAGGAUGCAUUUGCUUUCAUGUGGAAUAGUCCGCCUUUCAUAUUGACAUUGUCAUUGAGUAUCUUCAGCAUUCGUUAUUCCCUCCAACUCUAUAAUUCUGCUUAAUAAUUCCAGGUUAAGCUUUUAGUUUAGCAUUUUUCUAAUCUAUAAAUGUCCUCCUGACAUUGGAUGACACAAUUUCCCUAAAGAAAAAUAAGUCUCACAUACUUCUUCAUCCCCCAUUGCACAUUGCCACAACAGUAUUGCAAGAGUGCCCAUCUGUCUGUCUUCACUUAUGCAUAAAUAUAAACCACAUCUCAGUCGAAAGAAAGCUAAUGUUGAAAAGAAAGAAUUGAUUAGUGUUGAUGAAUGGAUUUAUUAGAGUCAGAUUUGCCUGCCGUAAGUAACAUUGAUGUGUACAAAGGAGAAAAUGGAGGCAAUUAGCUGAGUAAUUUAAAAAGCAGUCCAUUCUCACCAGAACAGCCUUUAGGGCCGUACUUUCGUAUGUGAAUUGAAUCUUACAAUGCUUUAACCAAUUUACUUAUUUGAAAAUAUGUUGCAUACUGAAGAGAAUGCACAGGAAGGAUUAGAAGGCCCAGGCCCCUGCGUGGGCUGAUGUUAGUGCUUUUUCCUGCUCUGGAAAGCUGAGCAGCAGAAAAAACAUGGAGAAAACCCUCCUAGACACGAGGGCUCAAACAGUGUAAUGCCUUAUACCAAAGGACCUUAAGUGUUUAAUCAAAAAUCAGUGUGUUCAUUCUUUUUCUUUUAAUAAGGAGUUAAAUAUAAUACAAAGAAUGGAAAACUUAAUUUAGUAGAUUAUUGAGAGCAAUAAAUAAAUUUAUUUCUAAAUAAAUUCACUCUCAUGAAUAGUAUUGAGGACAGAGAAUAUUUUUAUUCUUCAUUUUAUUUAAAGACUGACUAUAUGAAGAUCAAUCACUUUGCAUAGUUAAAAAGUUUUACUAUGUUGUGUACCUCACUGCUUAAUUAUGUGGAUUCUGGCUCUUGAAAACUGCAGUUAACGCUGACAUAACAUAUUUUUAUUAGUCUAUUUAAGACAUUAUGUGAAGAAGCUAAAUUAUA